Messenger RNA from Photinus pyralis (common eastern firefly), 6389 nucleotides. It is a transcript of the gene Abl, whose product is annotated as tyrosine-protein kinase Abl. NCBI's taxonomy places the organism in Eukaryota, Metazoa, Arthropoda, Insecta, Coleoptera, Lampyridae. Bases 288 to 4748 code for a protein of 1486 amino acids. The transcript has 8 exons. Gene Ontology annotation, biological process: protein phosphorylation. Gene Ontology annotation, molecular function: non-membrane spanning protein tyrosine kinase activity; protein binding; ATP binding. The record is from RefSeq and is a predicted model, not a curated record.
AUAGAAAUAUGGCAUCCGUCGACCGUACUUCGUUCCAUCACUCGUGAAAAACGUAAGUGGAAUAAUUUGUUAAUCGAUUAUAAAAUAAAUGUAACGUGCCGUUAAGUGGGAAUAGUUUUUGUUUAGUGCGAGUGUCGAAUGAAUAAAAUAAAAAUGGUGUAGUGGUGCGUGCGGACCUAGAGAAAUCCACCCUAUUUUGGUGUGGUGCGCUAGAAGUAAGUGUAUUUAUUAUUGUCACUGGAGAAUCGUCGACAAUCUGGAAGACUGAAGGGAAUGUGUUUUAAGUCAUGGGAGCCCAGAAUACCAAGGAAAGAACCGCUUCUGUUGGAACACAUUCUGGGAGAACGACAAGAAAUAGAUCGAGAGUACCUAAAGAUGGGCGACAGACUUCGAAUAUUUUUACGGAGCACAGCGAGGCCCUAUUGCAAAGUCGACCACUACCCCACAUACCGAAUCUUCCCGAGUCCGAAGCGCCGACGACGAGUUCCAUCGGAUCGGGCGGUACGCUGGGAAGCUUAUCGGGUUCGUCAGGAUCGGCAGCACCAUCGACUCCCAUGUCGCUAGAGACGGCGAACAGAUGGACGUCCAAGGAGAAUCUUCUGGCGCAGGAGGAGGACGACCCGCAACUAUUUGUAGCUCUAUACGACUUCCAAGCGGGCGGCGAAAAUCAGCUUAGCUUAAAAAAGGGCGAACAAGUUCGGAUUCUUAGUUACAACAAAAGUGGGGAGUGGUGCGAGGCGCAUUCGGCAUCGAAUCAGGUCGGAUGGGUACCAUCAAAUUACGUAACGCCUGUAAAUUCUUUGGAGAAGCAUUCCUGGUACCACGGACCAAUAUCUAGAAACGCGGCCGAGUAUUUAUUAAGUUCGGGAAUUAACGGAAGUUUUUUAGUGCGAGAAUCGGAAAGUAGUCCUGGACAACGUAGCAUUUCAUUAAGGUACGAGGGGCGCGUCUAUCACUAUAGGAUAAAUGAAGAUUCAGAAGGCAAGGUUUUUGUGACGGCCGAGAGCAAGUUUAAUACCUUAGCGGAGCUAGUCCAUCAUCAUUCUAUGCUCUCGGAUGGUCUGAUUACUCAGCUGCUCUAUCCUGCACCCAAACAUAACAAACCGACAGUAUUUCCUCUUAGCCCCGAGCCCGACGAAUGGGAGAUUAAUCGGACUGAUAUCGUGAUGAGGCAUAAGCUAGGAGGUGGUCAGUAUGGAGAUGUCUACGAGGCAGUAUGGAAACGUUACAAUAUGACCGUCGCCGUCAAAACGUUGAAAGAAGAUACAAUGGCACUAAAAGAUUUCCUUGAGGAAGCAGCGAUUAUGAAAGAAAUGAAGCAUCCAAAUUUAGUACAACUGAUGGGAGUUUGCACAAGGGAGCCUCCAUUUUAUAUCAUUACCGAGUUUAUGAGUAAGGGAAACUUGUUGGACUAUUUGCGGAAUGGCAACAAAGAACAAAUCAAUGCAGUUGUGCUUAUGUACAUUGCUACACAAAUAGCGAGUGGCAUGAGUUAUUUAGAAAGCAGGUGCUUUAUACACAGAGAUUUGGCGGCACGAAACUGCCUGGUGGGCGAAAACCACUUGGUGAAAGUUGCCGAUUUCGGUUUGGCUAGAUUAAUGCGAGAUGACACAUAUACGGCACAUGCCGGCGCCAAAUUUCCCAUUAAGUGGACCGCGCCCGAAGGCUUGGCGUACAAUAAAUUUUCCACCAAAUCCGACGUUUGGGCUUUCGGUAUUUUGCUAUGGGAAAUCGCCACCUACGGAAUGUCGCCAUAUCCGGGCGUCGAUCUGACCGAUGUCUACCACACACUUCAGAAGGGCUAUCGCAUGGAAUGUCCGCCGGGUUGUCCGCCGAAAAUUUACGAGCUAAUGAGACAAUGCUGGCAGUGGCAUGCGCACGAAAGACCGACGUUUAGAGAAAUCCAUCACGCACUGGAGAAUAUGUUUCAGGAGUCUAGCAUUACGGAAGAGGUAGAAAAACAGCUACAGGGAAGUGAUGGAUCAGGUACUCCUCUCUUGUCAUACAAGAAGUCUCAUUCUGGUAGUACUGGGAAUAUCCAUGGUCUGGUCAGUUCCUCCGAUCAACAGGAUCUGCAAGGAACUAAGUUAUCCACGUUUUCGGGUGGUCCAUGCAAUGCAAAGGGCAGUAUGGUGCAGAUGCGUAGAACGACGAACAAAAAGGGCAAACAAGCUCCGGUGCCCCCCAAAAGGACUAGUCUUUUAUCUUCUUGUAGUUCAUUUCGCGAUAGUACGUGUGACGAUCAAGGGCAUGGAGAUGGAGGAUUGGAUGAUGGAGCCGAUAUAAAUGGUAUUAGUAAAAAAUUUAAAGGCAUUGCACGUGAACUUCACAAUUUAGCUACAAGCGCGAAGGGUGACAGCGAAAGCGAAUUGCAAGAUCAAACACCAGAUACAGAUGACUCUGGGGCUCAUUCGUAUCCUGAAGUCGCCUCCACAAACACCUUUGGUCUUCCCAACACAAACUCAUUCAAAAGAGCGCCGAUUAUGGGAAACCGUGGUUUAGAACAACGUGGGAAGAAAUCACGUACAUAUCCUCCCAAAGAGUCACAAACUGUACAAGUUGCGGCUCUAGAAGUACAAAAUGUGCGUAAGGCGAUUAGUAGGUAUGGAACUCUGCCAAAAGGUGCUAGGAUCGGGGCGUAUCUGGAGUCGCUGCGUCAAAGCGGUCUUUCAGGCAACCAAGAGCAAAUUCAAACAGUAAACCCUGUUAUAGCCGAACAAACGGAACCGACUGCAAGGUCCCUGUCACCUCGAACAAACAUCCGUACUCAACCUCAAAUGAUCCGUAGUAAUUCAUCGAGCGGAGUAACCACAUUCCACGCCCCACACCCUCCCAAUUCUCCAACGGCGUCAAAAUUAAGUCGGAACCGAAAUAUGAACAGACACAACACAGUGGAUGUGGCGAGCGGUUUGAGAACAUUUAAAUCAUCUCACAACCAUAGCACUUUCCGUCAAGGCAGUCCGUCGCGGGUAGUGCAGCCGAGCCUCGCCGAUUUAGAAUUUCCACCUCCUCCCACCGACCUCCCUCCUCCCCCUGAAGAGUUUGAUGGAUCUGACGUUAUCGAAUCUCUCACCUCCAUGACCGCGUCAGCAGAGUUGAAAAGGAAACGCGUUCCAAUCUCGCCGCAUACCUCUAGAAAACUCGAAGAACCAGAUGAUCAAGGCAACAUUGACGUCAGCAACCUACAGCCGUCAGUUGAAGAAGCAAGUUGGAGGUUUGGUAUAAGUUUAAGGAAAUGUGAGCCAUCAACAGAAAGCUGUGGUAGUUUUAGAGAGAAAGAAGAAAAGAGUCCGUUACAUUCCAGUAUGAGUCUUACAAGUCCUAGUCAGGAAGGUAGAAGUCCUAUGAGUAUAGAUUCUGAUGUUCCUGUGGUCGGUUCUCCACUCGAACCGCUGCCACUCCCUCCCGAGUUCCCUGAAGCAGACGUGCAAAACAAUGAUCAAAAGGAAAACAAGCAUUCAGUGACCGACGACAAUAAAUCAUCCAAAGUGUUCAAAACUAAAUUAGUAAAAAAAGAAAUGGAAUUAAAACUGGUGGCGGAAAUCAAAGAACGGGCUGAUCAAAAGAAUAAAUCCUCAACAGAAUCUCCCCUUGAUCCUAUAGUGGCUGUGAGUAGUUUUAGUAGUGACCCCGCCGCGCAAUUAGUCUCGGAGUUAUCGGAAACGUUAAACCUCGAAGGUGUUGAUAAACGAAGAAAUAUCCCCACGUCAGUUUUAAAAGAGAAAUCUGAUAACAGCAGUGUAUUUACCUCGCAUCUCAAGAAAAUCGAACCAGUUUUGAAAAAACAAGUGCCAAAAGAAAAAGAGGAAACUAAUAAUUUAAGUAAAAUAAUCGAUUUUAAAUCCCGGCUCCGAAAAGUAGACGGCGGCACCGAGAAAAAGUUCGACAAGGAGGACGAAGACAACAAUGGUCAGUCGCCCGAGCAGGGCAGAAAUGGGUUAGAGUAUGAUCAGGAAGGUAAUAAACGCGAAAGCACAGCUAGCUCCGAUAGUGGAAAUUUAAAAAUUGAGGAGUGCGAGGAUAAGCGGAAAAGUACUGGAAGUAUUAGUAGCCUUAAAAAACUUUGGGAACCGAAAGAUGCAACAGAAAACUCAGGUGGGAUGCAAUUGAGUCCAAAAUUAACGAUAAAAAACACCAAAAACGAGGAGAAGAGCGAACUAUCACCCAACGAUACGUCCGACGACUCGAUUAAAAUCAAAGGUGAAAAAAGAGUGUGGCCUCCUCAUGCGGAAGACAAACCCUCAAUUCCCAUGAAACCGCCCGUCAAAGCUGUCAAACCCAUAAUAAGCAAUCGUCCUGCGUGCUCUGCCAUAUACGCGACGCCGAUUCCGUCUUCGAACAAUUCGAAACCACCGAUAUCAGCGAAGCCGUCCAAUUUGGACAGCAAAACACCCGAGGAAGACAUCAAGAUGACGCUUCCCGAUAAAGUAGGCAAAGAUAACAUUUUGGAAAUUUCUCAAGCAUUAGAGACAACUUUGAACGGAUUGAAAACGAAUUCCAAUGUAACUACGGCAACCUGGCUGCAACUCUCCGACAAAAUCGGAUUGUUACACCUCUCGUGCAUGGAUUACGCUGACAACGUCAUUCCAGCCCACACGAAGUUUCACUUUCGAGAGUUACUAACACGUCUAGAAGUUCAAGCGAGACAGUUGAGAAGUGCGGGCUCUCGGAAUACGACUGAGAAUAUGCGAUAUGUAAAUGAGGUUAAUAACACAAUUAAGGACGUCGUAAAUGCGGUAUUGCGGUAAACCAUUAUUUAUUUUUGUUUGCUUUCUGAGAUUUCGGAACGACCACGUAGGACCACUAUACUUAAGAGGUUUUUAGGUAAGUUGUGCAUUUAUCAAAUUUUGUGCGUAAUGUUUUUUCCUUUUGAUUGAGUUGUGAAUAUUCUUCUGCCUUAAAUUGUGGAGCGAUUGCGGUCUCCCGUUUUAUUUUUAAUUUUACUAAGCUGUGAUACCUGUAGAUUAUGUUUUAAAUGCUCAAACGUUUUUCCCUUUAGACCGUCAGAAACUCUCCUUUAAGUUUUAACGAAACGUUUCAUUCAUCGCGAAAAAUAUGUUUGGGUAUGCGCGGCUUUAUUGUGUAAGCGCUUCCGCAGUGCGAUCGACCAGUCGAUUUAGACAAUAGCGAGGGAAAUUAUACAAUAGGGCUGCUUUCAUAUGCUAGUCUUCUUUUGUAUAUAAAUUUGUGUUUUAAGUGUGUGUGUCUGGGCAAUAGUUGCGUGUAACUAUUGAAAAAUGUACUGCUAGGUCUUCGAUAAGGAACUAAUUUUAUACAUCCCAAAGAUAAAAAUACCUAACUAGUAAGUAGUAGCAUCGAUUUGUCACAAUCAGGAAGGACGUAACCGGUGGACAUAUAAGAAUGGAAUAUAGACUCGGAGCUUUAGGGUAAAGUCUUUAUAAUAAAACCGGUCAAGCAUUUUCUCUUGGUCACAUUUGUGUCAAAAUAUUUACCCCAAAGCUCUCUAGAGAUACAGUUGGAUCCAAUUUCUUUUUGGUCACCUUGUGCAGUAUGUGCUAAAUCGCUGAUAUAGACGGUACUGUCAAACAUUAUUUUUUUCUUACUAACCGAAGUACAACGAAUUCUAAAUGUUGUGCCUUAUGCAAGAGUACAUUAGUUGCUUUUAUUUUCUAAACACAUUACUUUUUUUGUGCCAUAUACAACAGUAACCAUCAAUAACAAUAUCAUGUACCGUCGAUGUGAACGUAUUUAGUGUACCGGUAAUGGAAAUAAGCAGGGUAGUUAGUAUGCCGAUUAUAAUAAGAAAAAAAGUGCUCAGAUUUUCUAUUCCCAAUUUUAUUUACGAUCAACCUGAAACAUUGCCAAAAAAUUGAAUUAUUAUGUUUAUAAUAAUACCACAAAGCUUACUUUACGUAAAUAAAUGUAUACUUUUGAAAAAAGAUUGCUUUCCUAGUUUGUGUAUUAUAUAGAACUUAUAAUAUAUAUUUAUUACAACGAUAUACUCAAUAUUUGUGAAAAUAACGAUAAUUGGUGAUAUCCUGUAAUUUGUUGUAGUUUGAGUGUGUCAAAGUAAUUCAUAAAUUAUUUGCAGCUUUAAAAGUCGUAAUACGGUUUUUCUUUUCGGGAUUUUUGUUUUCCAUUGGAUUUGACUCGAUCGAUUCCGUUUUAUAACAAAUGUGAAAUGCUAGGUACUGGUAGAUACUUUAAAUUAGUUGUGUAAGAGAUUUUUUCCUAUUCUGUAAUGAAAACAUUUACUUUUGAAGUAUGUGUCGUCACUCUCGAUAGCUUAUAAUUUUCUAUAAGCUUAUUGACAAAAAUGUUUGGAUAUUCUUUUUGUAUAUAUUUAUGCUGCAUUUUGUACAGGCUUUUUAGAUAGGGAACAACAGACUGUAUUAUCUAUUUAAAAAUAAAUUUGCAAAUAAAUUGAU